AUGAAGUUUUUAAUAUUUUGGGGUCUUUAUAUCCCUCUUUUGCUUAUCCGCUUCGGGUUUUCUGUUUCAGAAAGUUAUAUUCAUCCUGAUGAGUAUCUUCAGGGUAUACAAGUUGUUGCUGGUGAUAUUUUGAAAAUUAAAGUAGAAUAUCCAUGGGAGUUUAAAGGGCCUUUUCCUAUUAGAUCAAUAGGUCCUUUGUGGAUGAUUUAUGGUUUACCUGUAAAACUUGCUCAGUGGAUUACUGGAAAAGGAUGUUCUAUGGAGCCUUUGCUUUUGUUUUUUCUUUUGAGGAUUUUUUUUUUUGGUUUAUCUUUUAUUGUUGAUUGGUUCGUUUAUACAUCUACGAGUCCAAAAUAUAGAGGAAAUGCUCUUUUGCUUUAUGCGUCUUCGUUUGUGACGUAUACAUAUCAGACUCAUACAUUUUCUAAUUCAAUUGAAACAAUUAUGGUGUCUGCUUGCUUAUUGCUAAUGCGCAAAAACAAGAUGAGCAUGAGUUCUUGGAAAUGUGUUUUAUUAGCUAUUUUUGCAAGUAUUGGUUUUUUUUCACGUAUUACAUUUCCAAUUAUACUUAUUCCUUUUGGAUUUCUUUUUAUAAAAUCUCUUGUUAAAAGGCCAAAAAUGACGUUUUUAACAAUUAAAUCUUUUAUAAUAGUAUUUUUUAUUCUUAUUUUAGUAGAUUCUCUUUAUUAUGCAAAUGGUCGCCGAAUUGUACUUACAAUAUUAAAUAAUUUUAACUAUAAUAUCAAUUAUGCUAAUUUGCAAAAACAUGGCAUUCAUGCUUAUUGGACUCAUUUUUUGAUAAACAUUCCUGUAAUGUUAGGACCUGCUAUAUUUUUACCAGUUAUUAUCAAAAAAAUUAAAUUUGAUAUCUAUUUGAUAAGCAGUAUUAUAUAUAUUACGGUUUUAUCUUUGUUUCCACAUCAAGAAUUUAGAUUUUUAUUACCAGUUUUUCCUUUGUUAAUUGUAUAUUUAUGUUCAUUAGGAAGUAUAAAAGGACGAAAAAAGAAACGAUUAUUUAUGUUUUCUUGGAUUAUAUAUAAUAUUCUUGUUGGUCUUUUUUUUGGUUUUUUUCAUCAACAUGAUAUUAUAUCUACUAUGAUUUUUUUAAAAAAAUAUUUAGUUAAUCAGUUAUCUACAAAUAUAAUUUUUUGGAAAACAUAUCCUCCACCAACAUGGUUAUUUUUACGUCAUUCUGAUUCGAAUAUAGUUUUUACUCAUUUAAUUGGGUAUUCUGUUGAUCAUGUUUUGGAAUACUUAUCUGCUGCAAAAAAGAAUAAUGUUAGAAUCAUUUUUAUUUUUCCUAUUUCUUCAAUGGCUAAAUUUUCAUGUGUUUUUGAUGAAUUAAAAGAUAGUUUCUGUAAAACUAAUAUAACUUUGCGUCAAAUUUUUAAAACUUCUUACCAUAUUAAUUUAGAUGAUUUAGAUUUUAUGAAUAAUAAUAUAUUUUCUUUAUUGUUACAUUUAGUAAGAAAAAGAGGAUUAGGUAUAUGGGAUGUUAUUUAA
Messenger RNA from Pneumocystis jirovecii RU7, 1503 nucleotides. Its product is annotated as glycosylphosphatidylinositol-alpha 1,2 mannosyltransferase. NCBI's taxonomy places the organism in Eukaryota, Fungi, Ascomycota, Pneumocystomycetes, Pneumocystales, Pneumocystaceae. The record is from RefSeq and is a predicted model, not a curated record. Bases 1 to 1503 code for a protein of 500 amino acids. Gene Ontology annotation, biological process: GPI anchor biosynthetic process. The transcript is spliced from 7 exons. Gene Ontology annotation, molecular function: alpha-1,2-mannosyltransferase activity. Gene Ontology annotation, cellular component: endoplasmic reticulum membrane.